UCUGGUGAUGUGGUGAUGUUUCCUUUAUAACAACAGUCACUAUAGACUGAACCGAGGACCUCAGAGAGAAGAAGAGAGACAAUUUAACCAAGACACUUGAAAUGGAUCAUCAUAAUUCAACCUAUUUGCUGUGUCAUUGAACUUGGUUGAAAAUCUCUGUUAUCAUGCUUAUAAUGUGUUUACACAAGUACCCAUUGUGUUAUAAGUCAAUCUGCAGAUAGAUUGUUUGACUACACCUUAAUAACAUUUUCAGAGUGCACUGAAAAGCCAGUCUUUACCAUUCUCCCUCAUUCCCUCUCCACCUGGCUCGUUAAAUCACAGUCAGCCAUUAUUUGCAUGCUAUGCCUUAAAGGACGUAGUUUGAUUUGCCUGUCACACAAACGUGGGUAAAUCCACACCCAACGGCUAUGCACUGUGGACUAGCCACACAUUUUAAAACCUUGGAAGUAAGCCUCAGGAGCCACAAUGGCCGCCAUUCAAUUAAGAAAACUUUUCAAACGGUUCAAUUUUGUCAAAUUCUUUUCUGUGCUGUUGCUCGGAGUGGUGUACUUGACAUAUGUCCUUAUUGGAGGGGUCAUUUUCUGGAAGCUGGAAGGAGACCAGGUAAUGAGUGACAUUGCUCGGCUGGAGGUGAAGAAAGAAAAAAUGCUCCAGAUUUAUCCAUGUCUUGGACAAAGUGGUCUGGAGGAACUGGGAGACUUUAUGUUGGACAUAACUAGGAAUGGGAUGAGUCUGAAAAGUAACAAAACAGCCGGAGGUUUCUGGAAGUUCACCAGCUCGGCAGUGUUUGCUGCCACCGUGGUGACAACUAUUGGCUAUGGAAACAUCACCCCUAGUACGUGGACCGGUCAGAUGUUUUGUGUGAUCUUUGCCAUUUUUGGAAUUCCACUUAACAUGGUGGUCCUGAACCAAGUGGGCAAGUACAUGCUGGCCAUCGAAAGAAAUUUCUGCACCUCGAUUGCGAAAAAGAGCAGCUACCAGAAAUGUGUUCUGGUGUCACUCCACUUUGCAUCAUUCAUUGGCUCGGCAGUCCUCUAUUUGGUGGUCCCUAUGGUAUUUUUUAAGACAUAUGAAGGCUGGACCUAUGCACAGGGCAUCUACUAUUGCUUUAUCACACUCAGUACAGUAGGCUUUGGAGAUUUUGUUGCAAAUUAUAAUCCUAACAUUGAUUUCCCUGACUGGUAUGGCUGCAUCUUGGGAGUUUGGAUAUUUUUUGGCAUGGCCUGGCUGGCUUUACUGAUCAAUCACACUAUUGAUCUUCUGGGGCACUUAGAAGCUUACCUUAAAUCUGGGAAGACAACUGAUAAGACAAACAGUCCACAAGACCAGGAACUACCCGAGACACAACAGAAAGAGCUGGAUGAAGAGAAAACAGAUGAUGGCUGUAAAUGAUCUGUUCAUACAGGACAAUUUGGUUAAGGCCAACACACACACACACACACACACACACACACACACACACACACACACACAGACACACGUUUACAGACGUACUGUUUAAUAUGAUGCAAAAAAUCUCACUUACAGUUUUUACAGUCUGUACACUUAGUAGUUAAGACAAUAUAUAUAUCAAUUACAAUACAUUACAUUAUACUGUCCACGUGCUCUUUGUCCACAAAGAUGCAUCGCCUAGUUUAAAAAAUGUAUAAACAAUGAAGGAUCAUUCCAGAUUUUGUAUUGUUUAGUCCAGGCCACUUUUCUGGCUCCCCCUUAUUAUCUUCCACUACAUUAACUGUGUUCUUACCACUAACCAACAAAAUGGCUGCG
Molecule: messenger RNA, 1767 nt
Organism: Ictalurus furcatus (blue catfish)
Lineage: Eukaryota; Metazoa; Chordata; Actinopteri; Siluriformes; Ictaluridae
Gene: kcnk17
Product: potassium channel, subfamily K, member 17
Exons: 5
Coding region: 466-1392 (308 amino acids)
Biological process (GO): potassium ion transmembrane transport; stabilization of membrane potential
Cellular component (GO): membrane
Molecular function (GO): potassium ion leak channel activity
Source: RefSeq, a predicted model, not a curated record